Kockovaella imperatae is the source of this 9540-nucleotide messenger RNA. RefSeq lists its product as hypothetical. Gene Ontology annotation, cellular component: membrane. The record is from RefSeq and is a predicted model, not a curated record. The coding region runs from base 1 to 9540 and encodes 3179 amino acids. Lineage: Eukaryota; Fungi; Basidiomycota; Tremellomycetes; Tremellales; Cuniculitremaceae. The transcript is spliced from 14 exons. Gene Ontology annotation, biological process: fermentation.
AUGGGAGACGAUCCGAUCAACUUUCUCCUCCUGGUGGAGUUGAUCGUAGUGACCAUCGUCUGCUCUGCCUUCUUAUUCUACUGGAAUCGACUAUUCGGAUGGGUCUUCGCAUGGUGUAUUCGUCAGUACACCUGGAGGAGAUACAAUGCCUAUAUAGCGAUAGAAUCACUGCAGAUAUCUCCACUGGCAGGCCGGAUUGCAUUCCGGCAACUGGAUUACCAUUCCAGCAAUAUCUCGUUCCGUGCUCUUCACGGUCACGUCACGUUCCGGUACUGGAAGCUUCGCGUGAGGCAAGAGGCUGAUUCGCAAAGUACCAAUCGGAAGCGGAAUCGCUUGCCAUGUCGAAUCAGGAUCUACGCUGAGGGAGUGGAAGGAUUCGUUUUCAACAGAACCCCAGCUUACGAUGGGAUCGUGGAGCGAAUGAAACAGUACGAACAUGCUCAGAAGGCAACGGACUCGAGCAAAGAUGGGGAUCCUCUGCAUCAGAAGGAUUCUCGAGGUUCUGGCUCAGGUGUUGAUACCAGCAAUGGUGACGCGAACUUAAAGGCUCGGUUGAGAAGGGCUGCGAAGGCAGCGACCAACGGCCAGACUAGUUCAGGGGACUCACGAUCAAGUGACUCAUCGAAAGAAUCUCCCGACAAGCCAAAUGAUACCAGACACGAGCUGCCGAAAGCGCCUAAACCUGUCCAGACACCUGUUAUCGAGGGCGUAGAUUGGUUUCGCGAGAUGCUGCCAAUUGAUAUUAGGAUCGUCACUGGGUCAAUCAUUCUUGGAAACGAUGCGACCCCCAUGCUGCUGAUUGGCGAUUUCCAGUCUGCGACUGGCACCCUUGAAAUCUCGGAUUCUCGUUCUAGCUGCGACCUAUACAAGAUGAGCGUCAAUUUGAGAUUCGACGCUCCCAAAAUCCUGAUGCGAACCAAUGUUGAUUACUCUGGACCAUUACUUGCACAUGGAAAGAAGGCAUAUGACGAGCUUUACAAGAAAGAACCCGAUGUCGCAAAACAGCCUCCAUCGAAACUGUCAUCUUCGUCCUACUUUCAGAGUCUCGCUCGGAAAUUCUCUUUCCUUCAGAAUCCGAGGUUCUCUUCACCGCCUGUCGUUGGCCUGCCACAGGAUAGAGUCUGGAAGGGUUUAGCUCGAUACAGGCUAGAUGAAGGCUCGGCUCACAAGGCAGCUACAAAGGAGGAGCGAGAGUACGCCAAAGUGACCACGCUGCUGGACUCUCCUGCACUGGACCUUACAUACUAUGCGGAUUCCCCCGGUCCUGUUCCGGACCCCUCCGAAGCUGAGACAAUAGACCAACUAGACGAAUUCGGAAACAUCGAGCCCGCUCCGGAAUACGGUAUCGAUAUAUCUGUCCAUGGCGGGAUCUUGCAAUAUGGUCCCUGGGCGGACAGGCAACGUGAUGCUCUGCAAAAGGCCUUUGCACCUGCCAUUUUCUUCCAUUCACAGGCGAAGCCGACACUCAAGGUCGGCGAGACUCGGGUCCACACGAAUCUCCUCCUGAAUCUCUCGCUGACAGAGGAGACAACUCUUCGGAUCCCGACGCGUGAGCCAUCCAAAGACUGGUCAUACGACAAUGCUGGACCCGAACUCGAACGUCCUUAUGGCUGGCUCGAUGUUGUAGUUGGGCCGAACUCCUCUAUCACGUACACUCAAUCUCAGCUCGCCACAGAGCACGGCUAUGAUUCGAUGUUGAUCCUCAACUUGGACGCCUUGACUAUCGCCUCAAGUGUCAACCUAGAGACGUUCGUCAUGUCUCGGAGCUGCAGGGUUUCUGUGACCAUGCCUACGCCCCUGCGUUGGGAUGCUCAAAGAGAUUGGGGCCUCGACAUCGCUCUGGACAGCCCGGACGUGACGCUUCUGCGGGACCACAUUCAGCUCAUCUCUGACGUCGCUCGUGACUGGAGUUCAGGAGCACUUGGAGAUUUCCACCACUUCGUGCCGAAUCAUUACAACUUUAGGAUCACGCUCAUCAAUUACGCCUUUCACCUUUACAUCAACGAUUUCAAUAUUGUUAAUCGCCCAAGAUCCAGAGAGGACAACGCUUUCAUGGAUGUGAUCGGACCAGCAAUGUCAGGUUAUGUGGCCGUCUCUGCCACUCAAUACCGACCAGAAUUUUCCGUGGUUCCCUUCUCAGUCAAGGCUCAUGAUACACGUAUCAUGCUCUGCACGCCUGUAUGGGACACACACAGGUCCUUUGGUACGGGUGAGAGCAUAGAGAUCGGCAAAAUUGGCACGUUAGAGGCAAGCGGGAACUACAGAUACUAUGCUGUGCCGAAAUCAGAUCACCAAGAACUUCUCAAUCUGCAUUUGGAGGCCAGCAAGGUAGUCUACAAAAUGCUUGGAUGGUCUUUGCGCCGGCUCUUCUGCGUUAAGGAUAAUUACUUUGGAGGAUUCACCCAAUUCACCACCAUGCAGGAAUAUCUGGAGCGAUUUGAUCAUGACCCGGACUCGGUGGGAGAUCCUGUGGAGGAAAAAUACAGACCCGGACGGUCUGAUUCCUUCGCCGCUCAAAUCACGAUGAACGUGGAGGAUUCUCUCAUCCUCUUGUCGGACCAAAUAUACGGCUGUCAGUCCGGACUUGCUAUGCCGCUUCCUCAGCUUCAAAUGGCCCUUCGGUCCACUGAACACUAUCUUGACCUGUCCCUGGAUGCCUCACCCACAUACAUUGUACCAAUGCCGGACUUCGCCAAGACUUACACGACUGGCGCAGCUUUAGCUCCUGCGGAGAGGGACACCUUCUUCAUUGAAGGUAUUGAGGUGAAAGCGCAUAGAUUAUUUGGACCUCAACCUCGGGCGGAGACUUAUGUCUGCAUUUGGGAGAUCAACGCGCCGCGUAUCACGGCAUUCAGCUCCCCGACCCUUCAGAGUACUUUACAGUCUGUCAGGAAUGCGGUGAUAUACACUUUCUCAGACUUUGAGAACGCUCCGGCCGAAAUAUACAUGCCGAAAACACCUCCUGACGUUACUUUCCUGAAGAUGGCCUUAGGUGAGGUGGCUGUGACCGUAUUCGACCAUGAUUCAGCUCUGUCCGUCCACAUACCCGAAGGUGUCAACAUCAAUACCACAACUUGGGCUACACGUAGUUUCCAAGCGGCCAUUGCGGUAGUGGUGCCUGACAUCCAGGUCCUUCUGCUAUCCCGCCAAGAAGACGAUGAGUGGACCACGAUGAGCUCCAUACGAUCUGAUAUCUGUAUCAAUGUCUUCAAUGUGGGCUCUGGCUGGCGGGACAAAGUCGAACGACAGCAAGCCUUCCUUCAAAAGGAGGAUAAGCCUACAGGUCGGAUUGCAUUCCUGUAUUCUGACGAGCCGAUGACGGUCAGAGCUCACGCCGGGAUUCAUCAUCUGCCCAAUCCAUGGAUAUCUCCAGAUGAUUGGGAGACCGAUACAGCCUCGCAAAUGACUACAGAGUCCUCCUCGAGUGCUCUGUCAUCAUCUUCAAUGGGCUCAGGCACGGAUGAAGGAGAUGCACAGAGGAUGCUUAGACCACGAAAUCGGGUGCGCUCGUGGGCGACUGCUCGAAAUACACCUCAUGUCAGCGAUACAACAUCUGACACAUCGGAGGGCACCUCUGAGGGGACGUCAAGCCGGACUAGCAAUUCUGAUCUCAAACGCGGUCAUCAACAUGACUUGCCGACUGCCCUGGCAGCCACUCUGGAUCAGUUGCGACAAUUUCACAACGCUUUACCGGUCCCUGACGAGAAGGAAGAGUCAAAAGACGACGUCAGUGAUCCAUUUUCCACUGCGCGUCUCGGCAUGCCACAAGGCAGACUGGUCAGAAUUCUGGUGAACAAGAUUCAUUUCAACGUCGUGUUGAAUGCCGCACCGGUCGCCUUCCGGCUCUUCACUGCGCUGCGAAGACUCAGUGAUUCACCGGAACGACUAUUCGACAAUCUACUCAUUCAACAGGUGAAGCCGAUCUACGAGAUUGUCAAGGCUGAAUCGGUGGUCAUCGAUGCCACCGUCCCUCAUAUACUCGCUCGGUUCUCAUUCGAUAAAUCCUCACCUCGAGCUGUCGGCGUCGAUAUCGGAAUCACCGGCAUUCGCGCCCGGACUUUCAAAGACGUCCAGUCGUUCACUGAGAAGGUGCCAAUGAAUGUUACUCUGGCCGCUCGCAGUAUUCAACUCACCGUAUCAUCAGCUAGACGGCUAAAUAAGCCAUAUUUGGACGAUUCUGCACUGCCGAAACUCGCUUCGGCUCAACCGAAUAAAGUCCUGUCUCUUAUCAUCGACAAGCCACAAGCUAGCAUAACGCCAUCCGAGAAUCGGGUUGCCACUCAUCAGCAUUACGCUGAUAUCGACAUCACUGUAGCCGAUUCUGCUUUUGAUGUGCUCACUGGUUGCAUCGAAUCUGUGAAAUUGGUCAAGACAGAAAUCACUGCCGACGGUGCUGGCCAUCGACCAUAUGCCAACCUAUUAUACCACAUUUAUCGAGCUGCAGAGGAAUCCGACAUCACUCUCACCGCGCCGACCUUCAUUAGCGAGACGGCUUAUGGUCUUCACGUCCAGGAUCAGCGAUCCAUACGACGAGACCUCGGCUGGAUGUUGCUCGCGAAGCUGAGGCACUGGUAUAGGCUGACUGGCCCUGCAAGUUUAGGUCCAUCUGAUGUAUCCCCAGAAGACAUGGCAAGGGAGGUUGUUCACGGCCUGGCAUUAGUCGAAGAGCUUGCGGAUGGCGAGAACGCGCUCAUCCUCCGGCAAUCCUUCAUCCAGCAUGCUUUCGGCACCAUCCUCCCAUCUCAAGUCAAUGCUGAAGACAAGGUAGAGCUGAGAAGCUCAACUCACACCCUACACAUCGGUGCCAUGAGCCUUCGACACCUAGGUCACACUCUGAAAGGGCAAAAUGCGGCUCCUAAUUUGGUCAGAAUAACAUCUACAUCUGUCGGGAUUCACAGGACGAAACCUCGUCAGGAGAGCCGCUCCGCCCAUACUCGAUUGCUCGUAGCGGUCAAGAAUUCACAGAUCGAUGUCUCUGACAGUCUUCUCUCUCUCGCAGAUUCCGUCAAGCCGCUGUCCGAGCUGGCUGCGCAGUCAAAACCUUCAGAGGCUGAUCGUCCAGAUGCCAGCCGGAACCUCGUCUGUGAUCUCCAAGUCGAUGAAGCCCAGUUCCUGGCAGCAGCCGCCGGUUUGAAGACCAGGAUAACCCUCAACAAGCAUCAGUCUAUUUUGACAAGUCGAAUUGAUUUUAACCCAGGAGAAGACGGUCCAGCUCGUCACGAACAGAUGCUUCUCAUUGUGGACACUUCUAAGGCAGAGAUGGCAGUGUUACAGCCACAGACAGACUCGACAGACGGCAAUGAAGAGCGGGAUCGAAUGGUGAUCUCUCUCGGCGCUACCGACCAUCGAGUGGUCGUGGAGAACCAUAUUCAUUUCGAUUCGUCUCGGCCCAAAUCUGUCAAAGUAAUGAUGGGUUUGUCUCAUUUCGAGGUAGACUCCAGGCCUCAAUUGAGAGCGUUCCUCGCGUUCGCGAAGGAUUGGAAAUCAGAGCAUGAGCCAACCUAUGCGAAGUAUUUCCGUCGCGGUUCCAAGGCUGUACCGAACGAUGUCCGUACGAAAUCAGGUCCCGACUGCAGUAAGACUUUGUCACCGAAUACGGUCACACAGGUAGAUUUGUCGGUUCGAUCUGGACAAGUACAGGUACGGGCAGCGAAGUCGGUGUGGAUCCGCUGGGAUUUGGACAAGAUCUUUCUCACUGGCAGAUGCGCCGAUGGGACGGUAAAGUUUGGCACCAGAAUUGCUCCGCAGCACGUGGGCGCCUAUGCCUCUAUCAAGAAGACCAGACAUCACUCUGGAGCGACAUUGAGAUUGCCUUCGGUUUCGGCAACCGGGACUUUCCGAUUCCUGGAGCGGGAACCUCAGCUGUCGACGUCGGUCCAACUGGGGUUCUUUACCGGAAUCAUCAAACCGGCCAUGCUGGAUCGCUUGUUGUCGCUGCAUCAGCGAUUGGCUCGGGAUAUGGAGCAGUUGUUCAAAGAGUAUUCCUCCCGAUCGGAAGCGCCGCUGUCAACUCAACCCUCAUCUCUUGCCUCACGGGGCUCGCCUGCUGAUGUCCUAACCGAUCCUCCCGAGAGUCGCUUGCCAAUGAGAUUGGAUAUACGCUGCGGGGUCGAGGGAAUCCGGUUUGGUCUACGAGCCGACGAUGUGGCAACGACACUGCUCUUCGAAGCUCUCGCUCUCACAGCGCAGGCCAGCAAUAUCCACGACGAAGAGGCAUCGCUGUCGUGGCGUGCGAAAGUCAACCAUUUUGGUCUGUCACUUGGGCAUCUUGGCACCGGCGCCUUGUCCGUCGAAGCUGAGCCAAUGCGGAAGCAUCGAUCAGCCUACAUGGUGGUCGACGUCGACGUUCAGGAGAUCCCCGGGACAGGUGCUUCAGCGACCCAGCUCAAUAUCUACCUCAACAGAGCCCACACAGUCAUGCACGUAGCAGCUCUGAGCGAGCUCUCCGACCUCGUCAAGAGCUGGCAGUCUGAUCUCCAUAUUCUCCGAGACAAUAGGGCGAGCGAAAUGGCCGAAAUCAAGUCGACGACGUCCAAGUUCCUGAAGAAACUGGAUCCUGGCGAAGGGCAAACCAAACCUGAAAACUCGUGGUUCGCAAGUCGGCUCCUGUCGGUGCAUGUAGCUGGCCUCGGGUUAGCUAUACCACUUACCGACGCUGCAUCAAUCGGUACCAACGGCAAGAAUAGCAUUCAGCAUGAUCUACCGGCCCUCUUGUUCUCGAUUAGGACCAUAGCCUUCAUCAACCGGAAGAAUGAGACGGCAAGAUUCAAAGUCCAGCGCAUAGCUCUGCAAAUGGUCUCCAAAUUCGAUCAAGGCGUCUCUGAGCACUUUUCGGGAGACUUUCACACCUCGUCAAAUCGGAUGUCUCUGCCAUCUUUGGAGAGCGAGGCGGAAAUGGCUUCUACCGAAGACACCUGGAUGUUGUCAGCUCAUUGCGCAGCGACAGACUUCAAGCUAUCCCUCGCACCAGACAUUGCGGACGGUAUUUUCAAACUCACAGAUUUGUACAGCCAAGGUCGCGACCGCUUCUUUGAUCUGGAAAGACACUACAGGACCGAGGUUGCGACCGCAGCUGAAAGAUCAGACUCGGUAGCUGUCAAGUACGAGGAAGAAACUGUCCCUACAUCUCCUCGGAAACGACAACGGAUCUUUAUCCGCAUGUCUUACACUUUCAACAGUGGAAUCGUGGAGCUUCAUCACGCAGGGCAUACCGAGCCGCAGAAAGCACCCAAACGACAUCUCUGGCUUGAUAUCUUCCAUCUGCCUGCGAUAUCGUUAUGGGUAGACUAUGCUGAGGCGCAAGCCGACACUUCCCCGCAUUCGGAGCUCGAAGAGUCCGAGGCUAACGCAUCCAAUCUUGUGUUCAGUUUUGCUGUUCACGAAAGUAGGAAUACUCUUCGACCCUCUAUUCUACCUUUCUUUGUUGAGCUUGCAAAUCGUGUACAGCGCCGAGUACAAGAGAAGAACGAAAGAUCAGCAAGAGACACACCCAAAGAACCGAAAAAGCCCAUCUCAGAACCGCUCGCCACUGCGAUCAGCGAAUCGACCCUGCAGAAGAUAGCCCCGACCAGCAAUGCUCUGAGGAUCAAAUUGUCUCUCCGCAUAGACCGAUCAGAGCUGCGGUUCUCAUGCGCCCCGGAUUCGAACGCUUAUGCGGAUCUGAAAUGGGAGAGUGGCGGUUUUGUCGUCACCACGACUCUUGGCAAACCGGGCGUCAGCACGGUCUCAGGCUCCAUCUCUGAUAUCACCUCGAGUCUGAGUAAUGAAUUCGCCGAACGCGGAAACAAUUGCGUCGAGGCGGGAGCGAAGGACAUGGCUUUCGCCAUUACUCUAUGUCCCGGCGAAGGAGCAAAACAAUCUGCGCUUUCCGUCGUCUUCGAUACUCAGUUGAUGGGUCAGUUCAGACUGGACGCAUUCAACUCUUGGCUCGUCUUUGUGGCUGUUUGGGUCAACGAUGCUCCUAAGUUGGACUUGCUAGACAAGUUGGAUGAGGCACAAGAUAGUGUCAUCGAUCUGCCGACCACGCCGUUGCCAGAGUCACAGCCCGCCGGGCACAGACGUGCCCGGCCCAACAAAAUGGCAGUUGCGAUCUUGGCGAGGUUCAGAUCGAUUGAUUUCGACGCCAACAUCGGAGUCUCUCGGGCGCAUCUGCUCAUCUCACCAAUUGUCAUCCGGUCCAUUUCGAACGGCGAGAGGACUGAGAUCGACUUCGAGAUUGGAACGACCAAGAUAUCAGCCCUGGGAGACAUCUCUGGCGAUUUGACUAGCGAGAGCCUGGUGUUCAGGACGAUGCGUCGGUCCUCCAGGUCUGGAAUUAGCCCCUCUUCGACUAUCCUGUCAAUGUCGAUCGAGGGUGGCGAUCUCGAAGGCAGUCUGUUCCUUGCCGAUACCAAUAUUCUUCGCUUUCAUUUGGAGCCAAGUCAAGUAUCCCUCACGGACGAUUGGCAUGCGUAUUCCCGUGACCCAGCAUCCCAAGUGUUUCUCAGCUUCACCGUUCAAGCUGGUUUGUUCCAGGGCGUCUUGCGGCUUUUGUCGAUCCCGAGACUUCUCGGGAACAUGUACAGUGUUAUUGACAUGGCCGAAUCGCAAUCUGUUAUCGCCGCCCAACGAUCUGAAACUUUCAAAAAGGCUCGAUCCCGUCGACAGACUGAAUUGCAACCGAUGGCAGCGGUCAUCCUACAGACUGCGGCUAAGAAGGUCAACGACAAGAUACCUUCAUCAACAGUCAAGACUGCUCAAACGAUGCGCUUCGAUCUUGCAGGCAUUGACAUAGGCGUCUUCAACGAGGAUUUCGAGAAUGGACACGUAUAUGACUUUUAUCGAUUCAUCGUUGGAAAAGUGGAGGCGGACUUGAAGCGGCAAUUAUCCAAGGAGAAUCUGCCCAUGAGAGAUCUCGGUCUACUGGUAGCUGCUAUCCGGUGGGAUUACUGUGAUGGAGCGAGGGUUGCGGCGUUGGAGACGGUCCAUAUGACCGCUGGCGAUAUGAUUGAAGCUGCGACGAAGGUUGGCAAAAGCGAAGUCGCUUCGCUCCCUGUGAUGACGCUUGUCAUGAACUCUAUCGAGUAUAACAUGCCCAGAAUCCUCGAUUUCGAUUUCGACCUGACGUGGGGAGAGACGGAUGGCGACAUUCGCAUCCUCCCAGACUUCUUUGAACAGGCCAAGCUUGCCGUCAACAAGCUCAUCCAAGGUCUAGACGAGCAGGAAAUCACAAGGUCAAGGAGUGCCACCGCCACUGAUACAACGACAUCCAACUCCGUGGCGGCAAAGAAGGGAAAAGAGGAGACGGCUGUGGAAGACAAAGUCAAGGAACGAGCCAUCAUUUACAAGGAUCGAGAUCCACUCAAGGCUGACCGCGUGCCUGUUCCUCGGCUCAAGAUGCUCGGAGCAGGUACGAAUGACGCUGCCAAGAUGGUACCUGCCAUUAGAGCUGCGUUACGAGCUCUCCCGAGCUAUAGUCACCGAUUCGUGACGACACCACUAGAAGAGGGAAUGGAUCUAUUACUCAAGUUGUACGAGAAGCAAUUGCCUGAGACGACAUGA